AUGGCAGCUCCUAAGAUUGUCUUCUACUUCGACACUGUGAGCCCUUUUGCUUACAUUGCUUACUAUGUUUUCCGUCACGACCCUGUCUUCGCCGAGUGUAACAUCACCUAUGUGCCCAUCCUCCUCGGUGGGCUGUUCAAGAUGUGCAGCAAUACAGCUCCCAUCAUGAUCAAAAACAAGGACAAGUGGAUUGACAGGGAGCGUCAAAUUUGGGCAUCAGCAUUCGACGUCCCAAUGCACCAAGAAAGGCCACCCAACUUCCCACCUCGCACCCUGCCCAUCAUGCGAGCACUUGCUGCGCUGGGAAGCACGAGCCAAAGCAGUCUCACUUCCGCGCUUGACGCCUUGUGGGAGGAAUUCUUCGUGCACCACGCCCGGACAGAGGAACCAGCCGAACUGAGGCGCAAUUUGUCAAAGGCGCUCGAGUCGCAAAGCCUUGCUGACGAGAUACUACGCAGAGCCGCCAGCGACGAUGCAGACGGGGGCAAAGCAACAUUGACAGCAAACACCGAGAAGGCAUUUCGUGAUGGAGCAUUUGGGGUGCCCUGGCUGGUUUGCACAAGGAGCGAUGGGCAGCAGGAGUCAUUCUGGGGUGUUGAUCACCUAGGCCGGCUUGCCGCCUUUCUCCAGCUGGACAAGCCUGCGACUGGAAAGUGGAAAUCGCUGCUUUGA
This is a messenger RNA of Emericellopsis atlantica, 672 nucleotides long. Its product is annotated as thioredoxin-like protein. Lineage: Eukaryota; Fungi; Ascomycota; Sordariomycetes; Hypocreales; Bionectriaceae. The record is from RefSeq and is a predicted model, not a curated record. The transcript has 3 exons. Gene Ontology annotation, molecular function: glutathione peroxidase activity; glutathione transferase activity. The coding region runs from base 1 to 672 and encodes 223 amino acids. Gene Ontology annotation, biological process: glutathione metabolic process. Gene Ontology annotation, cellular component: peroxisome; mitochondrion.